Drosophila mojavensis is the source of this 4808-nucleotide messenger RNA. RefSeq lists its product as uncharacterized. NCBI's taxonomy places the organism in Eukaryota, Metazoa, Arthropoda, Insecta, Diptera, Drosophilidae. The coding region runs from base 85 to 4779 and encodes 1564 amino acids. The transcript has 4 exons. The record is from RefSeq and is a predicted model, not a curated record.
UUAUGUGAAUGGGAUUGACGACAUAUUUUAUUUGAAUUACAGAUUUUUUGUUAAAAAGCUAGCUGGAAAGGCUUUUUAAAGAAAAUGUAUAGUUCGAAUGCAAUAGGCUCCUGUCCACAAGAAUGGUGCAACUGCUCCCGCUGUUGCUUCCUUAGGCAAAAGUCUUAUGCACAUCGAAUGGCAAGCCACACGGACAAUUCCUCUAAAAACGGACAGAUGUCUUCUAAAAAGACGACGAAAUGUUACUGUAGAGCAACACGAACAUUAACUGUUUUUCCGAUUAAAUGUAAUGAUUUAUCCAAUUCUAAGGAGUCUAACGCAAUGAAAUGUACGAAUAUUUGCACUAAAAGUAUAGUCCAUAAAUCAUCUGAAUCUCCGUGUAAAAAUCAAUCUGUUGAUAUUAAAAUUGAAAACUCGAGAGAGAUGGAAUAUCAAAGUAUCGCUUUGAACGCGGCAUCAGCGGAGCCCGCCCUACCUCUAACAGUUCCCAGCGAAAACUUAGUGGAGGAUGCUGUAAGAAUAGGAUCUGUGUCGUCACGUUUAACAGCUCUAAACGAAGAAAAAGUGGAGACCGUUACGAGCAUAAGGAGUAUGUCGGCACCACCGAUAGAUCUAACAAAUGGGGCCGCUUUAAGAAUAGGGUCUAAGUCGUCUGGGCUAACAGAACCAAACGGAGAGGUGGUGCAGGCCGGCUCGAAAAAGGGGUCGUCGAAGUCGUCCGGUCUAACAGUUCCCAACGGAGAAAUAUUUCCCAUAUCAAGAAUGCAGUCCAAGACGUCAGAGCCAGUAGAAUCUACAAAAGGAUCAGAGGAAGUCGCUUCAAGAAUGGGGUCUAAGUCGUCUGAUCCAACAACGCUUAACGGAGAGUUGGUGAAAGGCGCUUCGUAUUAUGUUACAGCUUCAGAAGGGUUAAUAGAGAUUGAUUCAGAAAUUGGUUCAAAGUUGACAGCUCUAAAGGCUCUUGGUGAUAAACCAGAGAAGACCGAUUCGGUAAUUCGGUGUAAGUCGUCACCAACAAAAGCUUGCCAUGGAAAAAUAGUGGAGACAGCUGCGGGAACGUUCUCGUGUUCGUCACCGCCAAGAGAGUCUACUAAAGGAUCAGCUGAGGUAGCAUCGAGAACGUACUCGCAGUCGUCACCUCUAAUAAUUCCUAAAGAACGACGAGCAGACACUAACUCAGCAAACGGAAGUAGGUUGAUUCCUUCAGCAACUUCCAACAGAAAGUCGGUAGAGGUCAAUUCCAAAAGUGGCUGUAAAGCGUUGCCGCUGUCCAACAGAUGUUUCUGUUCGGCACCUCGCAAAGGUAGAUUGGAGACAUCUGACAAAAAAUCAAGAAGCGAUGCAAAGCCGCUAUUUAACAGUCGAUCGAACGCUUUGGAGUACUUGAGAAGAUCUACCCGAGAGCCUCCAACAAUGGCAACACAAAAACCAAUCAAAUUAAUCAAUAAUAAUAAUAAUAAUAAUAAGCCUACAGCAUUUGGCAAUAAUUUGAAACUUUUCGAAGAUCUAAAGCGCUAUUUAAAUGAGAAAUGUUUUUGUGGGUUUCCUUUCAACUCCAAGUCAUUAAAGCAACCACAAAAAUCCGAAGAAAUCAAGCCAAAACACAAUAAAUCGAAGAGUGAGCAGCUGGCGAAGAUUAAACCCAAGACGAAGCCCAAGAAACUGAAGAAGAAAGCUCCUCAGUCUCUUCCCCCUUCUGUGCCGACUAACGAGCCACCUGCAAAGCCGAGUCCGAUGACUGAUAUGUGCUUUGAAUGCAAUGUGCCUGUGAGAGUUUGCAUCCCCAUUUCGAAAUGUAUUGAAUGUUUUUGUAACAUGGGUACGAAGUUUUUCGCAACAAGCGAUAUGACGAAGCUACAGCCUGAUCAAUGUGCCGGGGCCUUGGUUAAGGCAGCUGACCACAUGUCCUCUCCUGCACCAUCGAUUGAGUCGGCUUGCAAAUUGUGCAUCACAUUGUGUCCGGUGGGAUGCUGCCCACUUACUAUGCCGCUUGGAGGUACAACUCCUGCUACACCGCCUCCUGCUGCUGCAGACCCAUCUCCAGACCCAACUAGUCUUGCAAUGAAGGAGAAGCCCAAGUCGACUGUGUCAGAGAAAGCCUUGAAGAAAAAGAAAAAAGUAGUGAAACCUCUGGAAUUACCAAGGCAACCAAGGAAAAUACCAAAUCAACCGAAUGAGUUCAGAAGGCAACCGAAGGAAUUUGUAAGGCCACCGAAGGAAUUUCCAACGCAGUAUGGAACUUGCAGCUAUUGUAGAAAGGCCCCACAAAAGAAUCAGAAUUAUUGGAACUCAGACAAUGAUGAAAACAUAUCCAGUAUAUUGGACUUAAAGAAAACUACUGAUCGAACUCCACCAAACUCUGUUGUAACAAUGGCAUCCAAAAUAAAAAGUCAAGAAAUGAUUCAGUCCGAUAACUCAAACUUAGACAGUAAUAAUAAAAAGUAUACUUGGCCAAUCCCAGUUCCUGCAACUCUGAGUAAGAAAACGAACAAAAGCCAGCAGAUGAAGACAAUAUCAUCGUCAUACAUAGAAGAAGAAUCAUCGCAUGAUGCAUUAUCUGAGGUAAAGAUAGCAACCAAUCGAGAGCUAUUAACUUCUGAGCAGAUAGCUGAUCCUCCAUGUGUUGGAGCUCGCAUAAAGCUAUCAAGCUGUGAAGGGAUAACAGAUCCUUCAUGUGGUGGAAGUUCUGAGCAGAUAACAGAUCUGUCAUUCGGUGGACCUCAAAAUCAAAGAAGCCCCAGUAAACUUUCUCAAGAGAACCCCAAAAAUAAUAGUUUCUCAUCAUUCCAAGGCUCACAAGCAAGCUCACUCAAAUCUGAAGCUCUUAAGGACCUAUUGACUUCCAUUAAAGAACCAAUAAUAAAUAAUGUUGAUGCCAAUGAGAAAUCGAGCAGAAACAAGACAAAUAACCAGAAGCAAUCCGAGGAGUCAGAGAAACUUGUCGCUCAGCUGGUUCGCAGGUGCAACUCGCAAUGUGAAAAAACAUUCUUAGCUACUCAAGAGAUUUUGAAACGUAUCAACGAUGUAGGCAAUAGUCGCAUUGUUGACACAGAUAAGUCAAAGAAUUUUAUAUAUGGCGAGAGGAAAAAGGAAGAGAUUGCAGAUAGGUCAAGUGUGGAUAAAGCAGCUAAUAAGUCAAUGAGCCAAAUAUCCCUGCAAUGCCAUUCAUCAUGCCAGACAAAUGAUGAAGCUGAUCUGUAUUCGUUGAACAGCGAAUGUAGAAAAUGCCAUCUCGUGAAAAAUUCGUUGAAUCUUAAGCUCUCUCGCUUGAAGCAGGACAGUAGUGAAUAUCCUCCCACUUUGGUAGAAUAUAAUGUGGAGGCAAUUACACGUUGCCCCAGCAAGGCGGACGUUGACUCCAAGGCGAGCUUGAUGUGUGAUCUUCAAGACUUGAAUGAAUCGAAUAUAGAAGAAAUGAUGCAAGACAUGAAAAAAUGUUGCAAUCAGACGCAGUCAAAUUCGAAACUUCCGCUGUUACUUUUGCCUUUUCCGCUGAACGGAGAAACAGAUGGAAACAUGGGCACCAUUUGUCAACCAGAUGAAUGGCAAGAGAUUGAUGAAAGCCAGUUACCAAGUAUUUUAAACAGCGUCAGUCAACGGCCGUCAGAGUGUUUGGAUAAUUCAAGCAAUGGUCCAGAGGCUGAUAAAUCAAAUUUUAAUAAGCAGAAUGAUCCGUCUAUUGGUGUCGAUAAGGAGAACGACAUUCAAACAUCCUUCAAUGCAAGUGAAGCUCUGACAGAAGCUGAUCAGGCCUCAGUCAAGUAUGAAUCCACUAUAACCACAGGUUCAAAGGAUGUCAUAAAUCAGAUGAGAUCAACUGAAGUCGAUAAGCAGAACGACUCUCAAACAUCAUUAAAUACGAGAGAGGCUUUAGCAAAAGCAGAUCAGGUUUCAGCCAAGUAUGAUUCCACUAUAACCAUAGCAUCGACUAAAGUCGAUAAGGAAAGCGACUAUCAAAUUUCGCUAAGUGCCAGUGAGGCUUUUGCAAAAGCAAAUCAGGCUUCAGCCAAGUAUGAAUCAACUAGAAAGACAGGUUCAAAGGGCGCCAGAAAUCAGAUGGGAUCACAAAACAGUUCAGUGACCCCAAUUAGUUAUAAUUCUCGUCAAACAUUCCCCAAGAACAGAUGUUUAGAUAAUAUCCAAACUACGAGAAAUUGCUAUUCCCAAACUGAUGACAAACAAGCAAUUCAAUCGCAAAAAGAUCGUAAUGCAUCCAAAGUGCCUGGGAAACGGGAGUUAUUGCCAAAUAAAACCCGUUAUGAUGCUGCUGAGAGACGUUCAGAUCACAGAAAACCUUUUGGAGAAAGGGACAAUCAAAGAAAUCAAGCCGUUGCAAGGGAUAAAGAUGUCGUCGUGCUUAUGAACGAGCGUAAAUUGCGAAGGACAAGCAGAGGCGUCACGGACAUUGACGAACUGAAAUCAAACAUCGAGUGUCCACAGUGCCGCAGGAAGCUUGUUGCAGAAGCUGAUUGUAAUUUCAAUGAUAGAAGAAGAGAACGACCGCAAAUGUUGCAGCAGGAGCAACAGCUGAGACGGUUGCCGCAGGCUCAGCAGCGCCAGCGGGGCAACGCCAAUGGCUAUGCAACAUUGGAACAAUGUUAUCAACAGCUGCAAGCUGAUUAUGGGCCGCAACAACAAUUUCGGAGGAUGAUGCCACAGCCAGUCCAUCCGCCCGACAUGCAACGUAACGGAGUUGCUAGAAAUAUUACAGACUCCUUCUAUCGGGGCACUUUGUACAAAUAUGGCGUGCCGUGCAUGCCCAGACAAUUCUCCAACUGAAAUUAGGUAAUAAAUUGUAGACAACAGAA